This is a messenger RNA of Cladocopium goreaui, 791 nucleotides long. NCBI's taxonomy places the organism in Eukaryota, Dinophyceae, Suessiales, Symbiodiniaceae. The record is from the annotation of a GenBank genome assembly.
AACUACUGUGUGCUCAAUUUCUUUGUCCUUUGGCAGUUAUGUUCCGUUUCGCAGUGUCUGCCACGCUUUGCCUCCACCUUCUCCCCGGACAUGCCAUGCGUGCCACAAAGGGGGCAGAUGCGAGUGGCAGCUGCGACGCUAAGACCUUCGCAGGUUGGACCAGUCCGCCCAACUAUGGGGCAUCAAUCAGGGAUGGUGUGACCCAUGGACUUUGUGGCUAUGAAGCAGAUACCACAGAAGAGAAGUGCAGCACUUAUUAUGCAGAGGGGCUGCAGGAUGAGGGCACCUUCUACCAGUGUCGCUGGCUGUCAGCAACUGGCAAAAGCGGAAAGCAAGUGAACUUAUGCGUCACUUGGUCUGCUGAGAACAAGAGAUGAACUCAUGCAGCUCCAACAAAACGGAAAUUGUGGAGAUGUUGAAAGCUCGUGAAGACUGCCAUGCCAUCCUUUGUGGCUAUGCGCGAAGUGGCAAAUGGAAAGGCUCCACACAAUCUAGCCACUUCGUGGGUGCCUGGACACCGUGGCCGACGCAUGCCCUGGACCACAACACGUGGGGUUGGAGCACAGUCAUCGAGAAGGAGUGCAGUUUGCCAUCGGACAGCCUACACGGCCAUGGCCAUGCCGUGUGGGCGGACAGCUUGGGCCACUGGAAGGAGAAUUACGGGCAGUAUUUCAACAAGUCGACUUGUGGAUGCAUGAGCGAGGAUAAAUGUUGAGAUGAGCCGGGCUCAUUAAGCCUUUUGCAUCUUUUUGGGCCAAUUUGUGGAGGAAAAAGCCACUGCGCUGGCGCUG